Amaranthus tricolor (Joseph's coat) is the source of this 2355-nucleotide messenger RNA. Its product is annotated as ATP-dependent DNA helicase 2 subunit KU70. The record is from RefSeq and is a predicted model, not a curated record. Gene Ontology annotation, biological process: telomere maintenance; double-strand break repair via nonhomologous end joining; cellular response to X-ray. Gene Ontology annotation, molecular function: DNA helicase activity; telomeric repeat DNA binding; damaged DNA binding. The transcript has 19 exons. Bases 257 to 2128 code for a protein of 623 amino acids. Gene Ontology annotation, cellular component: Ku70:Ku80 complex; nucleus. Lineage: Eukaryota; Viridiplantae; Streptophyta; Magnoliopsida; Caryophyllales; Amaranthaceae.
ACUAUAUUCUAAAGUCUAAACGACUACUUCCGGAACUUUGUCUUCCCUCGUACGCUUUGGAGUUUGGGGCGUUUCAUACAAUUGGCGCCUUCGCGGUUUUCCACCAUUGUCCACUUUCCCCAAACCCCAGUACCUCCUCUGCUCCUCUACAGUCUCCACUUUCCUCAAAACCCUAUAAAUUUUCAAUUGUUAUUCGCAAUUCUGGGUUUCAAUUUUCUCAAAAUUAAGACUUUGGAGAAAAAUCAAGCUAACAAUAAUGGAGUUGGACCCUGAUGAUAUUUUCCGUGACGAUGAAGACGAUCCUCAGUCUACUUACCUUCAGGAGAAAGAGUCAAGCAAGGAGUAUGUGGUGUACAUUGUUGAUGCUUCUCCUAAAAUGUUCAGCAGCUCUUGUCCCGGGGAGGAUAAAAAUGUCCAGACUCAUUUUCAAUUGGCUAUCAGCUGUAUCUCUGAGUCUCUGAAGAAUCGCAUUAUUAAUAGCUCAUAUGACGAAAUUGCAAUAUGCUUUUUCAACACCCGAGAAAAGAAAAAUUUGCAGGAUAUAAACAACGUUUUUGUAUUCAGUGUUGAUGGUGAAGAUGCUUUGAGUAGGCCAACAGCUAAGCUAAUAAAAGAAUUUGAUCAUAUUGAGGAAUCAUUCAUGAAAAAGAUAGGAAGCCAGUACGGGAUUGUAUCUGGAUCACGGGAGAACUCUCUCUACAAUGCUCUUUGGGUUGCUCAAGCGUUGUUACGUAAAGGAUCUUCAAAGACAGCUGACAAGCGAAUGCUUCUGUUUACGAACGAGGAUGAUCCGUUUGGGACCUUGAAGGGAGUAACAAAGCUAGACAUGACCAGGACAACUUUGCAACGAGCAAAGGAUGCACAAGACCUUGGUAUCUCAAUUGAACUUCUUCCAUUGAGUUAUCUUGAUACGGAGUUUAAUGUUUCCCUUUUCUAUGCUGACAUGCUUGGAUUGGAGGAUAAUGCUUUAGUUGAUUUUGUUUCGUCCUCUGUAGAAAGAUUGCAAGACAUGAAGGACCAAUUGAGAAAGCGUAUGUACAAGAAGCGUAGAUAUAGAAUUUAUACAUUAUCAAUUGUAAAUGGCAUAUCUAUACAAUUGAGUGCAUAUGCUCUACUUCGUCCAACUAAUCCAGGAAAUAUUACUUGGUUGGAUUCAACGACCAAUCUUCCUCUGAAGUCUGAAAGGUCAUUAAUAUGUGCUGAUACUGGUGCACUUUUGGAAGAAGCUCCUAAACAAUUUUUAUCAUAUAGAAACCAGGAAGUAAAGUUUUCCGCGGAGGAGAUUUCACAAUUAAAACGAGUUUCGACAACACAACUUUGUCUUCUUGGAUUUAAGCCUUUGAGUUGCUUGAAGGAUUACCAUAAUCUGAAGCCAUCAACGUUUUUGUUUCCAACUGAUGAGGAAAUGAUUGGAAGCACUAAGAUCUUUAUUGCUUUGCAUCGAUCUAUGCUGCGGCUUGGGCGCUUUGCAGUUGCUUUUUUUGGUGGCUCGACACAUCCUCAGUUAGUUGCGCUUAUUGCUCAAGAUGAGAUAACUUGUGCCAGUGGUCAGGUUGAGCCCCCCGGAGUGCAUAUGAUUUACCUACCAUAUUGUGAUGAUAUAAGAAACCCUGAAGAGCUUCAUAUGGAUGCCACUUUCACCACCCCUUGCGCAUCAGAUGAUGAAAUCAAGAAAGCUAUUGCCCUUAUGAAACGUGUAGAUUUGAGAGAUUUUUCAGUAUGCCAGUUUUCUAAUCCUGCCUUGCAGAAGCACUAUGCAGUACUACAGGCCUUGGCUCUUGAAGAAGAUGAAAUACCAGAAAUAAAGGAUGAAACACUUCCUGAUGAAGAGGGCAUGUCUAGGCCUGGUAUAGUCAAUGCAAUUGAAGAGUUCAAGCUCUCGGUUUAUGGGGAAAACUACAAAGAAGCAGAGGUAGCAGUUAGUGAAGCAACCAAAAAACGCAAAGCAGUUACUGAAAAGGCAGUGCAAGAGUCUGCUAACUAUGACUGGGAAGACCUUGCUGAUAAUGGGAAGUUGAAAGAUUUGACCGUGACAGAGCUGAAAUACUACUUAUCGGCACACAAACUGGCAGUUGGUGGAAAGAAGGAAGCUCUUAUAAGUAGGAUUCUGAGUCACAUGAAUAAAUAAAUGUUCAAUGAGCUUGGAUUCUGAUGCUCAUUUCUAGUAGUGCAAACAUGUAGUAACUUGUAAGCUCUGGAAGUGGCAAAAUUUCACAACUUCGGCAUUACUUCCCUCCAUUUUGUAUGCAUUGCUCUGCUCUGCUCCAUUGUCUUUUGUCCAAGUUCAGGUUCAUGUUACCUGGGUGUACCAAUUCUGUCGGCCGUUUUUCUUAAAUCUAUUUAUUGGUUUUCUAA